UCAAAAAUUUAGUCUUUCAGAGAAAACACAAAAAAAAUAUUAAAAUAAGAAAAAUAUAAAAAAAAUUGCAUAAUGGAUCCAGUACAGCGGGAAAAAGAGUUAAUCAAAAUGGAAAUGCCAAGGCACAGGAAGCUUGUAAGCACCAAUAGAGCGGAUUAUGUGGACCAUACGGGCUCAUCAGUUUACAAUCCCCCUAUCAGAAAAACUCAAGAAGAUCCCUCCCUUAUAACUGGCCACUAUUGUGCAAACCUUAAGAUUGCUGGUAUAGAAAAUAAAACAAUGUCAUGGCCCAGAUCAAUGGACUGGCGUGAGGAUUACGCACAGUUCAUAAAGCGUAACAGGUGGUGCAAUGAGGAGAUCUACAACCUAUUCUUUAGGUAUCCGCCUGUGGAUUUUAACGUUCUUAAGAACUAUAUCAGAGAUCUGCGCAAGUCAGUUUACAUGUACGACUACUCCCGAAAAAGCUUUAUUUCUUUAAAGAGUAGGGGUCGUAUUGGCAAAAUUAAAGACUUUACCGACAUGGGGAAGGACUAUCAAACCACUUAUGGGUGCUAUUACAAUCGCUUGCAGGAAGCGGAAGCUUUUAAGCCUUUCCUAUAUCCUGAACGUGACUUGAAAGACCUGACACUUGACAUGAUCGCUAAAGAUCUACGAAGAUUGUUUAUUAAGUACAAUAUCACCACCUAUUUUGAUACUAUAUGCGUACCAGCUCUGAUGAAAGCUAAGAACGGGGUAAUGCCUUCGUCUCCCAUCGAUAAGUAUCAAUUUCGAAAGUACUAAACAGGCGUCCGUACUUACACGUCUUCCCAUUCGUGGAACAGUGGCAGCAGACGAUUGGAUUGCGCUACUGGCACGAAUAUCAUGGCGUAUUUCAGGUAUACAUUGGAGUCCUGUAAAAAUAAACGUGUAAAUAUAAUGUAAUCGAAGCAAAUUAAAUCAACCUCGAAGAACUGGAUAUAAAUAUCAAAA
Messenger RNA from Drosophila eugracilis, 969 nucleotides. RefSeq lists its product as uncharacterized. The coding region runs from base 73 to 780 and encodes 235 amino acids. The record is from RefSeq and is a predicted model, not a curated record. Lineage: Eukaryota; Metazoa; Arthropoda; Insecta; Diptera; Drosophilidae. The transcript has a single exon.